Messenger RNA from Iphiclides podalirius (scarce swallowtail), 237 nucleotides. Lineage: Eukaryota; Metazoa; Arthropoda; Insecta; Lepidoptera; Papilionidae. The record is from the annotation of a GenBank genome assembly.
AUGGCGCCAUCGACUUUUUUUGAAUCUGAAGGCCAGGGCGAGCCGCAGCGCGUCCAAGUGACGGCGGCGGCGCGCGGCGAGGCGGCAGCGGCCCAGCAGCGCCUGCGCCGGCCCGCACGCGCCGCGCGCGCUCUCCGCCAGCCGCGCGCCCAUAGGCCCCUCCGCUAUCACGGUCUCGGUGGCCUACCUCCUCUGCGAAUCGCACGGUGCCUUACUCACAGAUGGACGGAAUCAAAU